Messenger RNA from Cylas formicarius (sweet potato weevil), 1428 nucleotides. RefSeq names its product pre-mRNA-splicing factor 18 (gene Prp18). NCBI's taxonomy places the organism in Eukaryota, Metazoa, Arthropoda, Insecta, Coleoptera, Brentidae. Gene Ontology annotation, biological process: generation of catalytic spliceosome for second transesterification step; RNA splicing. Bases 390 to 1415 code for a protein of 341 amino acids. The record is from RefSeq and is a predicted model, not a curated record. Gene Ontology annotation, cellular component: U5 snRNP; U2-type post-spliceosomal complex; U4/U6 x U5 tri-snRNP complex. The transcript has 6 exons.
UCAUUGACAGUUGAGAUUUCUGUUUUGUUAACUGGACUAGCGAUUGCGGUAAUAUAUCUUUGAAUGCUUUCAAACGAACGAGUAGAGAUAGCUGCUGCUAUUGAACCAAGCUAUUGAUUGCGUUUUAAUUAACGACCAAGUUGAAAUUAAACGUAAUGUGAAUUCAAUUUACGUCGCUCUGUAAAAUUAUGAACACAUGCCAAUUUAAAAAAAAAUUCUAGCCUAGACCAUUUUAGAAAAAAAGAAAAAUCAUUUUUAGGAUAUUUUUGUAACAAAUGCAUCCAAAACAAAAUACUGAAGAUCAAUGUUUUUAUGGUUAUGUUAUUAUAAGAUUUUGUUUUUUUUUCAAUUUUUCUAUUUUGAGUAGGUUCGAUUCAAAAAGAUAAAAUAUGGAUAUUUUAAAGGCUGAAAUUGAAAAAAAACGGAAGGAUCUGGAAGAAAAAGAUAUUUUGGCUUCUAAUAAAAAGUACUUUAAAAGAGGUGAUUUGACAGCUAAGGAACAAGAAGAAUUUAGGAAAAAGUAUCUUGUUACAAAAGAAAAAGCCAAAAGUACCACGGAAAUUUUACAAGGUGAUAAAACUGAAUCAGAUAUUAAGCACAACAUUUUACCUAGACAAGAAGUUAUUUCAAGAUUAAGAGAUCGAGGUGAACCUGUUCUUCUUUAUGGCGAAUCUGAGUUAGAUGCUUUUAAAAGAUUGAGAAAAUGUGAACUACUUGAACCUGAGAAAAACAGAGGGUUUAGAAAUGACCUGCAGGAAGCAAUGGAACAGGUAGAUCAAGCAUAUCUUGAUGAACUGUUAAAAUCAAAGGCUUCUGGAAAUGAAUGCAAAGAAGAAACCACAACUCAAGAACCUGCUCUCUCCUAUGAAGAAAUUAGGGAAAUGGCGAAAAAAAUGGGGAGAGGAAAUAGGGAACAUGAUAUGACAGUUAUUGUUCAUUUUGUACAGCUACUGUUGACUAAAUGGAGUGAGCAACUCCAAAACCGAUCUGCGGAAGAGAAAACCUCAACCAAGGGAAAAUUAGCUGGCGCGACUUAUACGCAAACUCAAGUUUAUCUGAAACCACUAUUGAGAAAGCUAAAAACGUUUACUCUACCGGAAGACAUAUCCGACAGCCUGACAGAAAUUAUAGUACAUCUCCUUAAUAGAAACUACUUAAAGGCAAGUGAUGCUUACCUUCAGAUGGCAAUAGGCAAUGCGCCGUGGCCUAUUGGAGUGACUAUGGUUGGUAUCCAUGCUCGCACGGGAAGAGAAAAGAUCUUUUCGAAAAAUGUCGCCCACGUGAUGAAUGAUGAAACCCAAAGAAAAUAUAUUCAGGCAUUGAAACGACUUAUGACAAAAUGUCAAGAGUAUUAUCCCACUGAUCCUUCAAGAUGUGUCGAGUAUCAGAUAUUUCAUGAUACAAACAAAAACUAAAAAAGGUCUUAUU